AUGGCUACUACAUCAAUCACAUCCGACAUAACAGGUCAAUGCAAAGUAAAUCUUGUCAUUCUUGAUCACUUUUACAAGCAAGUUAAUCUUUCAUUGUUACCAGAUCUUUGUGCAGAUAUAAUUGUUGGACAUGAUAUUUUGAAAAACCAUGCAAGUAUUAAAGUAGUCUUUGGUGGCAACAAGUCACAACUAACCGUAUGUAGCGUGGCAGCCUCAACUGUAGAACCGGUAUCUUUGUUUUCUAAUUUAAAACCGGAAUGUAAGCCAAUCGCUAUCAAGUAUCAUCGUCAUAUCACCGAUGAUUUAAAGUUUAUUGAAAACGAAGUAAGUAAAUUGCUUAAAGACGAUGUUAUAGAGCCUAGUAUGUCUCCAUGGAGGGCUCAAGCAUUAGUAGUUACUACUGAAAAUCAUAGAAAAAGAAUGGUCAUUGACUACUCCAGGACUAUAAAUCGUUUUACAUUACUGGACGCUUACCCACUACCUAGAAUCGAUGAUAUCGUUAACAAAGUUGCAAAUUAUGAGUUUUUCAGUACUAUCGACUUGAAAAGUGCGUACCACCAAGUAAAGAUAAGAAAUGAAGAAAAGCACUAUACAGCUUUUGAGGCCUGUGGUCAACUCUACCAGUUUAAGCGUAUCCCGUUUGGGGUCACUAAUGGGGUGGCAGCAUUCCAACGUGUAAUUGACCAAGUCAUCCGAACAGAACAGUUACAAGACACUUACGCCUAUCUUGAUGAUGUCACAAUCUGUGGAAAAACACAAGAACAACACGAUAUAAACUUAAAAAAGUUUAUCGAAGCUGCAUCCAAAUACAACCUAACGAUUAAUAAUGAGAAGUCUUCAUUUUCACUGACCCUUGGUAUGUUUUCACAUUAUGCAUCACUUAUACCAGAUUAUGCUACCAAAGUGAUUCCACUUGCGCGUACUACAUUCCCUUUGUCCAAAGCAGGGCUCCAGUCUUUCGAAACUAUAAAAAGUGAAAUCAUCAGAUCUGUAGUAAGCUGCAUUGACCCUGAAGCACAGUUCAUCGUAGAAACUGAUGCAUCUGAGAGUACCAUUGCUGCUACUUUGACUCAAUCAUACCGUCCAGUCGCAUUCUUUUCAAGGAUACUUUCUCCAGCAGAACAUAGACAUUCAAGUGUCGAAAAAGAAGCACAAGCUAUUGUGGAAGCACUGCGGAAAUGGCGUCACUAUUUGGUUGGUAAACAUUUCAAGCUGAUUACUGACCAGAGGUCGGUUUCUUUUAUGUUCGAUAACAACCGUCAUGGCAAAGUGAAAAAUGAAAAGAUAGGCCCGCUGCCUUCAUCAAGUCGAAACCGUUACUUAUUAGUAAUAGUAGACGAGUUUUCAAGGUUCCCUUUCGCUUUCCCUUGUUCAGACAUGUCGUCGUCAACAGUUAAGUCGAAACUAAAAACAUUAUUUUCUACUUUUGGGGUUCCUAGUUACAUACAUUCGGACAGAGGAACAUCAUUUAUGAGCCAAGACUUAAAAAGCUACUUGAACUCACUUGGAAUCUCAACUAGUAGAACCACUGCGUACAAUCCAGCAGGUAAUGGGCAAGUUGAAAGGUAUAACGGCAUUGUAUGGAAAACAAUUGAACUGGCGUUGAAAUCACUUAACUUAGAAAUAAACCAAUGGGAGACAGUUUUAGAGGAUGCCCUCAGCUCAGUGAGAUCAUUACUUUGUACAGCCACAAAUCAAACUCCUCACGAGCGUAUGUUCUUACAUCCACGUAGAUCUGGGAACAAUGGUGUUUCAGCUCCUUCAUGGCUUCUCAAUUCCGGCCCUGUCUACUUGAAGAGAUUCAAUCGUACGUCCAAGUAUGAGCCCCUUGUUGAAGAGGUCCAACUUCUUCACGGGAAUGCCGAGUAUGCUCAUGUUAAGUUGCCUGACGGAAGAGAAACUACCGUGUCUACACGUCAUCUUGCUCCGGUUGGUGAGUACCAAACCGACAUAGAGCAAACAGAUUUUGAGAGUGAUGAAAAUAUUCUAUUACCCACUUCUCAACCUGAAUCUGAAUACUUUCCUAGUCCAUCAUCAACAGAGAACCAAGAAGAUGAAAUGAAUACUACUGCCGAGAAUUUACAACCUAGACAAGAAGCUUCUAGAGGAGAGAACCAUAACACAUAUCUGAGAAGAAGUUUCAGAAGCAGAAGACCUCCUAAUUAUUUAAAUGACUACGUUCAUUAA
Molecule: messenger RNA, 2187 nt
Organism: Macrosteles quadrilineatus (aster leafhopper)
Lineage: Eukaryota; Metazoa; Arthropoda; Insecta; Hemiptera; Cicadellidae
Exons: 3
Coding region: 1-2187 (728 amino acids)
Biological process (GO): DNA integration
Molecular function (GO): nucleic acid binding
Source: RefSeq, a predicted model, not a curated record